GCGGCCACCCAGAGCAGGCUCAUUCUCCAUGGAGGGCACCAACACAACAGACCUCUCUCUGAAUUACCCAUAUGAUGGAAAUUGGAGCUAUGGGGAAGAUAGUGAACUUCCAUGUGUCCAUACAUCGGCCACAGAGAUGAUCUUGACACCUUUUCUCACAGGGAUCUGUAUCUUUGGAAUGGUGGGGAAUGGGAUAGUCUUGUGGUUCCUGGGCUUCCAGAUGAAGCGGAAUCCUUUCAGCGUCUACAUCCUAAAUCUGGCUGUCGCUGACUGCUGUGUGUUCCUCUUGUUUUUUCUGUUCACAUUGGCAUUUUUCAAUUUAACAGUCAUUUGUUAUGGUUUGAAAUCUUUUUUUCCUUUCUUCAUUCAUUUUUUAUAUGCAGUUGAAUUCCUGUGCCACUUCUUUGUCCUUAGAAGCCUGGGUCUCCUGACAGCCCUCAGCACGGAGCGCUCUGUCUCUGUCAUCUUCCCAAUCUGGUAUCGCUGCCACCGCCCAAAGCACUUGUCAGGCAUCGUGAGUGGGGUGCUCUGGGCCAGCAUCGGCUCUUUCAUGUUGUCCAUUUAUCUUUGCUUAGAAUUUGAUGAAAUUCAUGUAACAAUAUGUAAAAGUGUGGCCAUUGCCUAUUCCUUGAUAUUGUCAUUAUUGAUGUUGAUUUCCAACGUGUCCAUGGUCAUGAGGCUCCGAUGUGGCUCACAAAGACGGAGCCUGGGGAAUCUCUAUGUUGCUGUUGUGCUCAAUGUCAUCUUCUUCUUUGCCUUUGGGAUGCCUUUCAGUGUUAAGUUUUUCCUCGAUCUCUCCGUUUCAAGUAUUUUAUUUCCAGAAAAAACCACUCUGGUUCUGGCUCUGCUGAACAGCAGCAUCAAUCCAGUCAUUUACUUCCUGGUGGGGAGCUGCCGGCAGCACCGCUUCCAAGGCUCCAUCCAAGCCGCCCUGCGCAGAGUGUUUGAAGAGAAAGCGAGGAGCAAGGAGGAGAGCCCCGUGCCUGAGGGCAUCCCCAUGGAGAGCACUGCCCAAGGCCCUGCUGGGCAGGGGGAGGCCUGA
Messenger RNA from Melopsittacus undulatus (budgerigar), 1042 nucleotides. Its product is annotated as mas-related G-protein coupled receptor member X1-like. Gene Ontology annotation, cellular component: membrane. The coding region runs from base 29 to 1042 and encodes 337 amino acids. Gene Ontology annotation, biological process: G protein-coupled receptor signaling pathway. The record is from RefSeq and is a predicted model, not a curated record. Lineage: Eukaryota; Metazoa; Chordata; Aves; Psittaciformes; Psittaculidae. The transcript has a single exon. Gene Ontology annotation, molecular function: G protein-coupled receptor activity.